This is a messenger RNA of Gryllus bimaculatus (two-spotted cricket), 5041 nucleotides long. The record is from the annotation of a GenBank genome assembly. NCBI's taxonomy places the organism in Eukaryota, Metazoa, Arthropoda, Insecta, Orthoptera, Gryllidae.
CAGCCCCCGUCCGCUCGCUCGCGUGCCGCCAGCCCCCACCUCUCGUCCAACUCCUGUCCGCGUGUUUGUUUCUGCUCCUCUUUCUAGGAAAAGCUGCUACGGCGACUUAUUGAUUUCUCCUCCUCCUGCAUAGCUAAGGACCCAGCGACAGAUGCUCUCGGAGACCUGCGUAACAGGAGUUCCGCUCUUUGUGUUCCCUUUCGCGAAAAAGAAGUAUAUUUCCCCUGCUCCCGAGGUUCCUCAGGCAGUCAAUACAGAGAGAGCUUGCCACCGCGCAGUACGCCGUGGCGGCCCUACUGCCUGUGGCUUACUGCCUUAGAUCACGCGCGUACUGAUUGCGGCUGAUGAGAGCUUAAUUAAUUUCAAACUUCGAGCGGUAUUUUGUGCCGAAUCUUAGCGCCCGGACGUUAAUUACUCCAUGUAAUUAUACUUGCACCAGCGCCGAAUUCACGUCGCGUUGUAAUUCCGGGCCGAUCAGCAAUGCGGGUCCGUGUUGCGCUGAAAAGCCUUUUGUCUUCCAGAGCGUGAGCUUGAACCUCCGCGCUAACGCCCGCUUCCCGCUCGUCAUUUAUUCUUUCGUACUUCGCAAGGCGUGACGCGCGUCUGUGAAUGCGUUGACAGGUAGUAUCUAGUCCUGUUUGUGACAGUUUCUUUUAUUAGUAAUACAAUGGCUAAAGUGGACCAUUCCACAAGGUUUUAUCAAAAAAUGGCAGAGUUGCAGGAAAAGCUGAAGAGAAGAGAAGAAAAAAGAGUUCGUUCUCUGAGGGAAAAGUAUGAGAAAUUUUUAGAAGAUGACAAAAGGCGGCGAGAUCGUAAUGAAAGAAUAUUACAAACUCUUGAAAAGAUAGAAAGUCGCGCAUCAGCAUUGAGUGCUAAGAGUGAAAGGCUGAAACUCUUAAGAAGACAUUAUGAAGCCUAUCUUGUUCGAAUGUAUCCACUUUGGAAGAAACAAGUAAGUUCCACAUCUCAGCCAUCACUUCCUACAAAUCAUACUCUGACUUUACCAAUGGAUACAGAAAAAGGUUUGCCAUGGUUUGGAGGUGGCAGUGGCCUGUAUUCAAAUAACAUGCCUUUACCAAGUGCUCGGAGUUCUCUAAGUGCUGAAAGUGAUCAAAUGUGGGUGCCCCCAGUCUUGCCCAGAAAUAUUCCUAUGUGUGAUAAUUCUAAACAAACUAUUGUACAUAAACCAAUGGAGAGAAAAAAUAGUGUAAUAGAGAGUAUCAACCCUGCUGUUGAAUGUGCUUUGGACAAUUAUUUACAACGUGCUGCCGAAUUGCUGAGAGUGCCUGUUGAAGAAUUAGAGGAUCAUAGUGAGAAGCGUGAUGAAGAGAAAAGUGUGCAUACAGAACAGGACACAAGUCGAGAUUUACUUAAUGUUUCACUUUCUGAUGAUAGUAUUCUUUUUGAAAAGAAAACGGAGAAACCCAAAGGAAAUGCAAUUAUUGUCAACAUAAAAGAAAAUAUUGAAGAUAUGAUAGAAGAAGAGAAAUAUAUUCCUGAAAUAGACCAUAUGGCAGGUGGAGAUAACAUGAUUUCAAAUUUGCAGACUGACAGAUUUCAUCAGCAAAAUGUUUUGAAUCUAUCCAAGGUGACUAGAAGUAGUCCAAGUGCAAGAGAGGAGAAUAUGUAUAGUAAUAUUGUACCAGAUAUUACUAAUGUAAACACAAAUAUUUCUCAAAUUCAGUGCAUACCAUCAGAGCAAAACCUGUUGACUAAUAAUGCACAUCAAAACUCAAAAUUAAAAGAGGAUGAUAAAGAGAGAUUAGAAAUUUCAGAUCUGCAUAAUUUACAAGUUAUUUCAGAUAAAAAUAUCAAGUACAAUGAUUUAGAUAAUAUUGAUUUUCAAGAACCAUGUGCAAAUGCUGCUGAGCACAAGUAUGCUGAUAACACCUCUACAAAUGAUGCUUAUGAAAGUGUGCAGCAUCCAGCUUCUGACUUACAACUUAAUGAUCAACUUAAUUUACCUGGCACAGACACUGAAACUCCUAAAAAUGUGGAGCAUUUACAUUAUGAUUUGGUGCAAGAAACAACAAAUAAAGAACAAGAAUGUUCUGAAAACAUAGGUCAAAAUGAGAAUGAUUUUCUCCUGCAAAACAGAGUUAUUCCUCAAGAAUGUAUAGGAAGUGAAGAUGGUACUUCUCUGGUAACAAAAUCUGAUGAAAAAGAGCAGCCUACUGUUACUGUUGAUGAAUCUCAAAUAGAGAAUUAUAAUCAAAAUGAAGAAAAUUUUGGUUUACAACCUAGUGAUAAUAAUGAAAAUUAUGGACUCCAAAAUGGAGAUGAUAUAGAACAGUUUAAAGAAGAACAUUGUGUUGAAAACUUUGAUCUCCAGUAUGAGCAUUAUCCUAUUAGCACACAACAAUAUGAACAAGAGCAGUUUGUUGGUGAUGAAACACAGCUUUAUAAUCAACAAUAUCCAGAACAACGCAGUAAUGAACAAUACAUAGAAAAUUCAGAACAGCUUGUAGAAGAAUGUGUGAACAAUGAUGAAUAUGUAGAUCAGUAUGGACCCAGUGAAGAGGGGCAUCUGGUAGAUGCUAAUCAUCAAGCACUAAAUUAUCAUGAUGUUCAAGGGGAAAAUAUCAGUGAGGAACAAGUAUAUGGACAAAAUGAAGACCAAACCUAUAGUGCCGAUUCUGAAGGAGAAUCUCAGACACAUGUAUCAAGUUCACAAUUUGCACCUGAUGUAGGUAUAAAUGGAGGUGAUGUAGUGAAUAUGUAUCAGGCAGAAGGGAAUGAAAUACAGAAAGACAAUAUGAAUGACCAAGAAUGCACUUCACAAGAAAAUAAACCAACACAAGACAAUAAUUACCUGGAUGAAAUACCUGAGAAUAAAGAGGGGAUAAUAAAGAGCCAUGUAAUUCUUGAAGAAACAAUGGGGAAUGUAGAGGAAGAAAGUGAAGUUCAGGAUCAACAAUCUAUAGAUGUACAUGUUACAGAGCAAGCUUUGACCCAACCUAACAAUACUACAGCUAUUGAGGAUGACUCAGAAGAAAGUUCUGCAGGUUUCUGGAAUCCUCCACAUCAUUCUAGCAUCCCCAGUGUUGAUGAACUUGCACCUAAGGCUGCUAUUGCCAUAGAGGACACUUCAGAGAGCUCAGCAGAUUCGAAGCUGGAUCCACCUGACAAGCCUCACACUGUGCAACAGUUACGCAGUCUCCUGGGAGUUCCUUCUGAUCCUGCAGGUGAUGCAUCUGUCAGUGAUGAAGAUGAUUUGGAAGAUCAGUUAGCUGCAUUAGUUGAAGAUCCUUCUGUUAGAACUCCUGCAGUUGUUGAAACAAAACAUAAUACUACUAAAGAAGUCAAACUAACAGAGUCAAAUCAAAAAGUGAAGGAAGGAAAUCCAGUCCCAACUGAACAGUCUAAAUCAAGAUCUCAGAAGGAUUCCAAGACUAGUAAAUCUUCAGAGAGUGCCAAGCCCUCAACACGAACUGGCUUAAAAAAGCCUCCUUCAUUAAUCAAGGUUUUGGAGUCUGAUACUGAAUCUUUAAAUCUGGACACAGGAGCAGUAUCAAAUGUUGACAGUGAUGAAUUUGAUUUUAGCACGGAGUGAGCUUUUGUUUCUGUAAUUUCAGAAAUUUAUAUUUUUGUUUAAUGUCAGUUAUAAAGAGUGAAUUCAUUGUCAGUCACUUCUCUUAGUCAUUGCCCAAUUGUAGUAUAUGAAUUAUUUCAUUUUGUGUCAGAUUUUGUAAGUAAGAUGGAUGUUCUAGUCUCAGUUCAGUUCAGUGACAUUCGAUCAUUAGAGGAGUAGCAGUUGUUUAUUUUUUAUCUGUUUAUAUAAGAAUUAUAAGAAGUCACUUUUCAGCUAAUUUUUGUUAUCAUGUUUUAGAUUAGUUGCUAUCUCUUAACUCUCUUAUUGAAUUGAAGACGUCUAUAAAUAUACCACAGAAGCUAGAAAAAUGCUGUGUGUUGAGAAGCAUUUUUGCUAAUUAAAAGCAUAGAUGCGUACACACUGGGGGGGGGGAUGCUGUGAAAAUUUUAAAUGGGCUCUAUAGCCCUAUCUCAGAAAGCAUUGUAUUGCCAUAAAUAUGAUCUAUUCCUUAUUCUCACAUUUUUUGCUAACAAUUUGGGAAAGAGGGGACCUCGAAAUGUAGUCCCUCCCCUCUUCUUUAAAGCUGCACCUGCCCGUUAUUAGAAGAAACAUAUUUGAUUUUGAUUUCUAAGGGUUAAAAAGUACAUUAAAAGUAUUUUUCAAGGCUUCAAAACAUAUUAAUUUCAAUAAUUUAAGUUGUUAAUCAAAUGUGAGUUGAUCCACAAUAAUGGUAUUUAUAAUAAUUUGAUAAUUAUUAUCAAAUUUCAAAAAUGUUUUAUUCCCUCUUUACAUUGCAGAUUAGUUUUGCAUUCAAAAGCAGCAAAUAAAAAACAAUGACAUGUUUUCUGGUAUUGAUUUUUUUAAAUUUGAAUUUGUUUAAUUUCAUUUCAAUAUAAAAUAUGUAUUACUUAGCGAAGUUUGAGAUAGUAUACAUUUUUCUUUUCCCCUUUACAAUAAUUGAUAGGCAACUUAUAUGUGGUGCUAAAAUAAAACCAUCAAUGGAAAUAUUAGUCACAUGAAUUGUAUAUUAAUAUUGUACUUAUGAUAGAAUAGAUAAUAAAAUUUGUGUUGUUUUUUUUCGUAUGUUAUAGGAUGUUGUAUUAAAGAUCUGAUUUCUUUUUAUAUGAAUAAUAAAAUUUUAGCUUUGGAAACUUCUGUUCAUAGUAGCCUGUACCUGCCUUUUCGUGUUGCAUUAGUCUUAGUAAGGUUUGAGAUUCCUGUAUUUUAUUGAAGUUAAUGAUAUAAAUUUUAUGAAAAAUUCUUGUAGUUUUAUAUAACACUGUGCACUUUUACUUAUUGUAAAGAAGGAAAUAAUAUAAUCAAUAUUUUAGGAAAUGGCAUGUUAAUUUAUUUUUAUGAAGCUGUUGAAGCAAAAGUUGCUGCAAUAUUUGCAAAAGUUGUAUCUGGUUACAGUAAUAUUUACAAAUUGAUUGUUAAUAUAUCUCUUCCUAGAAUAUCUUUCUCUGUCUCCUGUUUAUUGUACAAGAAUAAAAUAUGUUUCCUGAAUAA